CGGUUCGGCGGCUGGCUGGGCGGUGGGGGGCAGCGGCCAAGGAGACCCUGGGCCUUGCAGGGACGCUUCAGCUGUCGCGCCCAGAAGCCGGGCGGCCGCGUCGCCGGGCGGGACCAUGGCGAAGGAGGAGGACGAGGGGGAGCUGAAGGUCCCUGAGGAGAUGUUCAAGGAUGUCAAGUUCUUCGUGGUGGGAGACAUCGAUCCCAAGGUAAUUCAGCUUCUGAAAGACGGGAAGGCAAAGGAAGUUUCCUAUAAUGCUCUAGCUUCACACAUCAUUUCAGAAGAUGGGGAUAAUCCGGAAGUUGGUGAAUCUCGUGAAGUGUUUGAUCUUCCAGUAGUAAAACCUUCCUGGGUGACUUUGUCAGUUCAAUGUGGAGCUCUUCUGCCAGUAAAUGGCUUCUCCCCAGAAUCCUGUCAGAUCUUUUUUGGAGUUGCUGCUUGUCUAUCUCAGGUUUCCUCUGAAGACCGAAGUAUUCUGUGGGCUUUGAUUACAUUUUAUGGUGGGGAUUGCCAUUUGAGCCUCAAUAAAAAAUGUACUCAUUUGAUUGUGCCUGAACCCAAAGGGGAGAAAUAUGAAUGUGCCUGUAAACGAGAGAACAUUAAAAUUGUGACACCUGACUGGGUUCUAGAUUCUAUAUCUGAUAAAACCAAAAAAGAUGAGGUUCCCUAUCACCCUCGCUUAAUAAUAUAUGAGGAAGAAGAGGAGGAGGAAGAAAACGAAGAACAGGAUUCUCAAAAUGAAGGGAGCACUGAUGAAAAGUUAUCAAGUCCACCAUCUUCUCAAGAAGGAUCACCUUUGGGCAAUCGAACUUUUUCUCCUAAGUCUGCUGAUGCUGACAAAGCCAAAAGAGAACUGAUGUUUGACGAUUCAUCAGAUUCAUCUCCUGAAAAGCAUGAAAGAAAUUUGAACUGGACAACAGCUGAAGUUCCACAGACUGCUGCAACAAAGCACAGAUUGCCCUCAGGCAAGGAUUCUGGACUGAUUAAUUUGUGUGCCAAUGUCCCACCUGUCCCGGGCAACAUUUUGUCCUCUGAAAUCCGAAGUAAUAUAAUAGCUUCAGUACAAACUGCCCAAAGUUCUGGACAUCCUGAAAUGAUGGCAACAUGGAGUCCUGCAGUCCGGACACUAAGGAAUAUUACCAAUAAUGCUGAUAUUCAGCAGGUUAAUAGACCAUCAAACGUAGCACAUAUCUUGCAGUCACUUUCAGCACCUACAAAAACUUUGGAGCAACAGGUAAACCACAGCCAACAGGGACAUUCAAAUGCGGUAUUGCUUAGCCAAGUUAAAUUGACUUCAGAAGCACGCUUGGUGCAGCCGCCGCCGCAGCAUCACCAACCGCAGCAACCGCAUCACCAUCUCUUGCAUCUUCAACCCCAACAACUCCUGCAGUUGCAGCAACAGUCCCAGCCACCCCAGCCUCAGAUUCCCCAGCAGCCUUUCUCACAGCAGCCUCAUCAGUUUGCACCACAGCAGCACGUCCAUCAGCACCAGUUCCCGCAGCCGCAGCAGCCACCCUUUCCUUCCCAGCCAAUACAUUCCCAGCAGCAAAUGCACCGUCCCCAACAGCCAUUGCCGUUUCAGCAGCAGCAUGCCUUGCAACAGCAGUUGCAUCAGCUGCAACAGCAGCAGCUACAGCACCAGCAGCUGCAGCAGCUGCAGCAGCAAAACCUUCAGCAGCUGCAGCAGCAGCAUCAACAGCAACAACUUCAGCAGCAGCACUUGCAACGAAUGCAGCAGCAGCAGCAGCAGCAACAAAUGCAAAAUCAGACAUCACAGCACUUGACUCCAACAUCCCAGACGCUGCACCAUCCGGUCCCGGUUCAGGCACCACAGAAUCCCCAACAGCAACCACUGCAGCAGCAGCAGCUGUUUGGCCAUGACCCAUCUGUAGAAGUUCCUGAAGAAUAUUUCUUACUGGGCUGUGUCUUUGCGAUUGCUGAUUAUCCUGAACAGAUGUCCGAUAAACAACUGUUGGCAACUUGGAAAAGGGUAAUCCAAACACAUGGUGGUACAGUUGAUCCUACCCUGACAAGCCGAUGUACACACCUUCUGUGUGAAAGUCAGCUUAGUAAUAUGUACGCACAGGCUCUGAAAGAAAGGAAAAGAUGUAUCACUGCCCACUGGCUGAACACUGUGCUAAAAAGGAAGAAAAUGAUACCACCCCAUCGAGCGCUUCAUUUUCCAGUAGCAUUUCCACCUGGAGGAAAACCAUGUUCUCAUCAUAUAAUCUCCGUAACAGGUUUUGUGGAUAGUGACAGAGAUGAUCUCAAGUUGAUGGCCUACCUGGCAGGAGCGAAGUACACAGGCUAUCUUUGUCGCAGUAACACAGUUCUUAUCUGUAAAGAGCCAACUGGCUUAAAGUAUGAGAAGGCCAAAGAGUGGAGGAUACCUUGCGUCAAUGCGCAAUGGCUCUGCGAUAUAUUACUUGGAAAUUUUGAAGCUUUGCGGCAAAUGCAGCACAAUCGAUACACAGUAUUCAAUCUCCAAGAACCACUUGCUCCUAAUCAGCAACUAGUUCCAAACCUCCUUGAUGCUUGGAGAGUGCCUUUAAAGGUGUCACCUGAACUUCAAAUGAAUGUGAGAUUACCACUCAAACCAAAGCAGAAUGAACCAGUAAUUCAGCCUUCAACCAAGAGGCCAAGAAUUGAAGACGUGCCAACACCCACAAAAAAACUGACACCAGAAUUGACACCAGUGGUUCUUUUUACGGGAUUUGAGCCUACUCAAGUCCAUCAGUACAUCAAGAAACUCUACAUUCUUGGGGGCGAAGUAGCAGAGUCCGCUCAGAAAUGUACUCAUUUGAUAGCUAGUAAAGUAACCCGCACUGUGAAAUUCCUGACAGCAAUUUCAGUGGUAAAACAUAUUGUAACCCCAGAAUGGCUGGAAGAAUGUUUCAAGUGUCAGAAAUUUAUAGAAGAACAGAGCUACAUACUCCGGGAUGCAGAAGCUGAAGUCCUUUUCUGUUUCAGUUUGGAAGACUCUCUCAAGAGAGCGCAAGUGACACCGCUCUUUAAGGGGAAGUACUUCUACAUUACUCCUGGAAUUUGCCCUAGCCUGUCCACCAUGAAAUCGAUCGUGGAAUGUGCAGGGGGGAAGGUAUUGUCCAAACAACCUUCUUUCCGAAAACUUAUGGAACACAAACAAAAUAAGAGCUUGUCAGAGAUUAUCCUCAUCUCUUGUGAAAAUGAUCUACACUUAUGUCGAGAAUACUUUGCCAGGGGCAUAGAUGUCCACAAUGCAGAAUUUGUUUUGACUGGUGUUCUUACUCAAACACUGGAUUACGACUCAUAUCCUUUCAUAUGCUACCUCCCUCCCUAAAUAUUGUAAUGCUUUCUGUAAGAAUGCCAGGCUCACUGAAACAGGCUUAGUUCUCAGUGGUUGGCCAUAGGGAUAAUGUAUCUAAAAUAGACACAUGCAGACUGGAAAUUAUAAUGCAUUAUCUGCUAUUGCUGCAUGCUUGGGUCCUCUUUGUUCUGCUGAGGGCUUGCUGAAGCACAAACAGCAAUUUUCACUUUUGUUUAUAAAUACCAGUCAUUGGCUUUAAACUGUUGAGGUUUUUAAGGCAAGGAAUAGAUUUUGAUCCCCUUCUUUUGCAUAAUACGAGGUUAUUAUAUAAUGUAGUGGCAUAUGUAACGAACCAUAAUGAUCUCAAAAUGAUGACAUGGCGCAGUGAUGUCAUUACACAAAUGCUGAAAUUAUGUACUUCCAUCAUAACUUGAUGUUGCCAAAAUAAGUCAUUUACCUCGCUUGCCUCGUGCUGCUGAGGCCCAUUUAAAGAAACUGGUUAUGGUCGUAUAUGUAUUUGAAGGUGAAUUUUUCCCUUAACCAAAUCUACAUAUAAAUUUACUUGACUGGAAGUAAAAUGCCUGAUUUUGCUUCAGAUUUCUUGAAGCCUUCCUCCAAGCUUUUCCAGCCUGUGGAUCAGUUAAUCAGGACUUCGUGGAAUUCUUGUUUUCUCUUAUUUUGCUGAAGGGCAAAGAACAGAUUAAGGCAGGAGAGCAAAAUUUACUGCAUCUGUUUAAGAUGUGCCACUUUUUAUUAUUAAACAUAAUUAACUAUGUUUUUUUGUACUAUACUGUAGACCAGAGAGAUUACUUUUUAUACUGCAGAAUAGUUUUCCUGAUUUUUUUUAAAGUUUUAAUAAUCGGCAGUAUUCAACCAAAAUUAAAAUGUAAAGGAAAAAGGGCUUGUGUUAUGUUUAAAUUAUGGAAGUAAAUAUUUUGUACUUUAUUUUAUUAUGCUGUUAUAUUAAUACUAUCCCAUGUUUUAAAUAAACAUAGUUUUAAAUGAUUUUUCUUUAACAUUUAGUGGUGAUUUUUAUUUUUAAAAUGUUGUGCAAUUAUAGCACUUUCUGGUAAGAGUAAAUUACUCUGUUCUUCCAAAUGGUGCAAGAUAUUCUUCCAUUUAUUUUCCCGGGUGUGUUUUAAUAUUGAAAGCCAAGUAUUUUAAGCAGAGUUUAUUAACGUCACGUGUGUUCCUACUGCAAUUAGCUUGAACUCAUUCAUAUUUGCAGUGAUAAACUUUAUUUGUAAUUUUUAUGAAAUAAACGUGCAAAAUGGAA
This is a messenger RNA of Candoia aspera, 4562 nucleotides long. RefSeq names its product PAX interacting protein 1 (gene PAXIP1). Lineage: Eukaryota; Metazoa; Chordata; Lepidosauria; Squamata; Candoiidae. Gene Ontology annotation, cellular component: nucleus. Gene Ontology annotation, biological process: positive regulation of transcription initiation by RNA polymerase II. The transcript has 20 exons. Bases 116 to 3319 code for a protein of 1067 amino acids. The record is from RefSeq and is a predicted model, not a curated record.